AUGCCGCCGCCGCCCGCCAACGCCUUUGCCCUCCUCGGGCUGGCCGUCGCCGCCGUCUUCUCGACAGUCUCCGCCGGCACCGUCUCCGUGCCCUUCGUGCGGCGCGCGCACGAGAUACCGCCCUCGUCGCUCUCGCGGCGCGGCGACGGCUCGUCCAUCGGCCUCGAGGCCCUCAACAACAUCACCGGCGGCGGCUACUACGCCGACUUCUCCGUCGGCACCCCGCCCCAGAAGCUGUCCUUUCUGCUCGACACGGGCAGCAGCGACACGUGGGUCAAUUCCGUCGCCGCCGACCUCUGCACCGACAAGGACAGGCAGCAGCAGCAGCAGCUCUGGUGCCAGACUCAAUUCAACCCCAAUGCCAGCUCGACGUUCAAGACGGUCGACAAGGGCGCCUUCAACAUCACCUACCUCGACCGCCGCAACAUCCAGGGCGACUACGUCAACGACACCCUCACCAUCCACGGCAAGCAGAUCAAGAACCAGCAGCUCGGCCUCGCCCUCCGCUCCGUCCGCCCCACGGGCAUCAUGGGCCUCGGCUACAGCGCAAACGUCGCCUCCAACAAGACGUACCCCACCGUCGUCGACAACAUGGUCGCCCAGGGCGUCAUCGACACCGCCGUCUUUAGCUUGUACCUGAACGACGCCGACGCCAAGUCCGGCACCAUCCUCUUCGGCGGCGUCGACUCGCAAAAGUACUACGGCACGCUCGCCACCCUGCCCCUCACCAACGGCCUCGUGUAUAACGCCUCGGAGCCCACGCCCUACUACGCCGUCGCGCUCCGCGGCCUGAGCGUCGACGGCGUCAAGCUCCAGGACCUGCAGGGCGUCGCCAUCCUCGACUCCGGGUCCUCGCUCACCCUCCUGCCCAAGGGCCCCGUCAAGGACAUCUACGACAAGUUCGGCGUCAUCAGCAUCGACCAGAUCCCCGUCCCGCUCGUCGACUGCGCCUACCGCGGCGACAAGGGCAAGGGCGUCCGCUUCAGCUUCAAGUUCGACAACAAGACGAUCCGCGUCCCCGUCGACGAGAUGGUCCUCGACUACUUCCCCGAGGACGCCCAGAGGAUCCUCAAGGGCGACGCCCUUAAGGCCCUCUUCGGCUCCUGGAAGUCGGUCUGCGUCUUCGGCAUCGCCUCGGCGUACGACUACGGCGUCAAGUCGGACAACUGGGCCCUCCUCGGGGACCCCUUCCUGCGCUCCGCGUACGUCGUCUACGACAUGGCCAACAGGCAGGUCGGCCUCGCCCAGGCCAACGUCAACAACGACAAGUCCAACGUCGUCGAGAUCAAAAAGGGCGCCAAGUCCCUCCCCGACGUGGCUGGCGUCGCCGAGCCGUCGGCCGCCGGCCAGCUCAGCCCUCGCCAUGGCGUCGCCACCGCCGGGCUCCUCGUGGCCGUGGCCGCCAUACUAUCGACCCUGUAG
Purpureocillium lilacinum is the source of this 1422-nucleotide messenger RNA. RefSeq lists its product as uncharacterized. The record is from RefSeq and is a predicted model, not a curated record. NCBI's taxonomy places the organism in Eukaryota, Fungi, Ascomycota, Sordariomycetes, Hypocreales, Ophiocordycipitaceae. Gene Ontology annotation, biological process: proteolysis. Gene Ontology annotation, molecular function: aspartic-type endopeptidase activity.